UCAAAGGAGCUACAACUAAAUGCCAAGGCAUUUUCAAAGAUGGAGAGGCUGAGACUGCUUAAUCUCAAUUAUGUCCAUCUAAGUGGAAGUUACGAACAUCUCUCUGGAAGACUUGUAUGGCUAUCUUGGAAAGGAUUUCCUUUAAAAUAUAUACCGACAACCUUAAUUAUGGAUAAUCUGGUUGCCAUUGACUUUAGCUAUAGCAACCUAAAACAAGUUUGGAGAGGAACAAAGGUUUUGUGCAAAUUAAAAUAUCUCAAUCUCAGUCAUUCCUAUUUCUUGGUCAAAACUCCGAACUUCACGGGGUUUGCUAGUCUUGAGAAAUUGUUGUUUAAUGAUUGUACAAAGCUGAUAGAGGUUCAUCAAUCUAUUGGAUGUCUGGAAAAACUUGUUGUCUUGGAUCUGAAGAAUUGCCGGAAACUUCAGAAUAUUCCCCAGAGCAUUUUCAAGUUGAAGUCCCUCCUUUAUUUUAAUCUGUCUGUAUCGCCUACUAUAACACGUGCGCCCACCGAAACCGUUCGGCUACUGACGUUCCUCCGUGUAAACAAAUGUAGUCGGCUUGAAUCGAUUCAGGGGCUUCCAGUAAAUUUAUUGGAAUUGGAUGUACUCUACUGCGAAUCAUUGGAAAACUUAUCAAUGGCAUCAAUACCAGCAUUCACGACUUUUCAAGUUUGUCCCAAAUUAGUCGAUUUUAUAUCCAGUUUUGAAAGAAAUGUAUAUCAGGAACCGCUAGAAAGGGGUCAGUGUAACAUUGUUUCUCCCAGGAAUGUGACUAUGUGGUGGUGCAACUACCGGAGUGAUGGAAUAGUUUUACGUUUUCGGGUGCCUCAGCUGGUGGGUCGGAGAAUAAAAGGGUAUGCUAUCUGUGUUGAUUUUUUUGGCCUCUGUGAUCAACAUAAUUGCCAUUUUGAGGUUUCUAAUAGAACCAAGAUGUGUAAUUUUUCAUUCACUCGAGAAAUAGUUGUUACCGAUCAGUCAGAUUUUGAAGAUCAACGAACGUGGCGCUCCUACAAAGUAAACCAUGAAGGUUGGAAUAGUUUGCAUAAUCAUGUUUUGGACGGUGGAGACGAAGUGGAGAUAACAAUAAGAGAUGAUUACUUGGUGGUGCAAAAGUGUAAGGUUUGUCUGUCUUACGAGGACGAUGAGAAGUAUCCCGACUCAGAUUUAAUUUGUUUCAUAAUCAUCCGAGUUUAUGGGGUCCCAUACCAAGACAUUUAAUUUGGGACAAUGGAAGUACUAGCAGGACUUCAAAUUUUGAGGAAUUAUCAAAAUUUGUAGGAAGGUGCUUUGUCUGUCAAAAUAGUUUUUUGACACUCGGCAAACGUUGUAGGAAGCUCACAUCUCAGUCACUCUUCCAAACAUCACUUUAACAUAUAAUAUUUCACCACUAUCCAUGUCUACCUUUUUGCAAAAACGAGAUGAAACACGUUGUUUUAGAACUUAUGUGAUAUGUAUUCAUUUUUCCAUAACCA
Cornus florida is the source of this 1472-nucleotide messenger RNA. Its product is annotated as disease resistance protein Roq1-like. The record is from RefSeq and is a predicted model, not a curated record. NCBI's taxonomy places the organism in Eukaryota, Viridiplantae, Streptophyta, Magnoliopsida, Cornales, Cornaceae. Bases 40 to 1218 code for a protein of 392 amino acids. Gene Ontology annotation, biological process: defense response. The transcript is spliced from 3 exons.